AUGGAGAGCGCAGCAGCAGCAGAUGACUUUUUCUCCUCAGUAGAUGAGAAUGCUGGCAAGAUAGUCGAACACAUAUUCUCAAUGAGGUUCGAGCUCCAGAUCACCCGACUUGGAGUUUGGACUAAGGAUGGUAGAGUCGAGAAGACGAUGGGGUAUUCAAAGGCGAAAUCAACACCAAGGAGGAAGCCUCGCCAUGUACUUGGAGUGCAGGUUUUAGAGCGGAGGAUAGAAGAAUGCUUGAUUGCGACGUUGAGGAGUGUUUCUGAACACAAGAUAACCAUCACUAUUGGCAUUAAUUAG
Glarea lozoyensis ATCC 20868 is the source of this 300-nucleotide messenger RNA. RefSeq lists its product as uncharacterized. NCBI's taxonomy places the organism in Eukaryota, Fungi, Ascomycota, Leotiomycetes, Helotiales, Helotiaceae. The transcript has 2 exons. The record is from RefSeq and is a predicted model, not a curated record. The coding region runs from base 1 to 300 and encodes 99 amino acids.